This is a messenger RNA of Thlaspi arvense, 852 nucleotides long. Lineage: Eukaryota; Viridiplantae; Streptophyta; Magnoliopsida; Brassicales; Brassicaceae. The record is from the annotation of a GenBank genome assembly.
AUGGAAUCUAGCGCUACAAUACCCACAAGGUCUGACCAAGCCGCCAUUGGAAAGGAAGUUAUGCUUAAACAUUUUCUGUGGAAAUCAUUGGGAGGGGCUCUACAAUCUCGUCAUAUACCAAUUGAUGGUACCUGCAGUUCAUGCGAAGAAAGUAUAGAAACAAUUUGUCAUGCUCUAUUUGAAUGCAGGGUGGCCAAAAAUGUAUGGCGUUUGUCAGGAUUUCCAUUGCCAGCCUCAGGGUUCUCCCCAACCUCAGUAUUCUUAAAUGUGCAUCACCUUCUCACAGCUAGUAAGAAAUCUGAUACUGCCAUUGGAAUCAGGUUGGCCUUUCCAUGGAUUUUAUGGCAUCUCUGGAAAUCUCGCAAUUCUCUUGUCUUUGAACAGACACGUUCAACCCCUGAAGAGAUUGUCUCCAAGGCUCUAGAUGAGGUUGAUGGCUGGUUACGUACCAAAGAUUUGCUCAUCAACCCCUCGGCGGAUAUAACUUUACAUAGAAAAUGGGUAAAACCUCCAUUGAACACUCUUAAAUGCAAUAUCGGGGUCUCCUGGAUCUUGCCGAACAGAAACUGUGGGGUGGCUUGGAUAGUGAGAGACCACAACGGAGAUACCCUAUUUCACAGUAGACGAUCUUACUCUGCAAUCAGUUCAUCCCGAGAAACUCUUAAGUCUCUUGUGGGCCGUGGAAUCAUUGGCAUCCCUGAAUCAAUCGAACAUUAUAAUGGAGUCUUCAUGCGAACAAAUGGGAGAUGUAAUGCUCCAACCACUCUCUUUCCCCCAAUUCCAAGAUGUGAUAUCUCAAUUCUUCACUCACCUAAACUCUUUGGGAAUAUGGAGUUUGAAUCACUUCCAUAA